GGGCACUGCAACCUUAUUGACUGUUUUGAGAGGAGACUGAUUUCAACACUCUUCAUUUAUAGCCAGCAGGACACACAAUAGAAAAACCUCGUUGGUGAAUUUUUUAUUAAUGUUUGCAGUCUUUAGCUGGUCCAAAAUGAUUUAUUAUUGUAUAACUAUCAGCAACAAAGUAUUUUAAAAAACAAAUAGUCAUUGUCACUGGACCAAUAGCUAGCAGCUUAUGCUAACUAGCUAGCUUCACGGCUUAGCUAGGUCGGUGAGCCUAGUUACUAAAAUACCAAAACAUUGUUUUGAGUGAGUUUGUUUUAAAUUGAGCUAUUUGAUACUGAUAACUAGCUAGAUUAAACAGAUACUGCUCGAUUUAAAAGCAAAUCCAUCGACUUGAAUCAAAAGAGAGGUUAGCUAUCUAGCCAUUGUGCGCAUCGGGAAAUCGCAACAAAGAAAACGUUUUUUGUUUUGCUGGAUCAGCUGGCAAGCUAGCUGUGUUGUAAACGACGACGUUCUCCGACAAACGUUAGCAAGAUUAACUAGUUGGCUAUUUUACCAUGGCGCAACAUGGUCCUGUUCACGUAGCAAGUUCACAAAAAGCAUUAAUGCUAGAAAUGAAGAGCCUUCAAGAGGAGCCAGUCGAGGGCUUCAAAAUAACACUGGUAGAUGAAGCAGAUCUCUACAAUUGGGAAGUGGCCAUUUUUGGACCUCCUAACACUCACUAUGAAGGGGGCUAUUUCAAGGCUCGUAUCAAGUUCCCCAUUGACUACCCCUACUCACCACCUGCCUUCCGUUUCCUCACCAAGAUGUGGCACCCCAACAUAUAUGAGAAUGGGGAUGUGUGUAUAUCCAUUCUGCACCCUCCAGUUGAUGACCCUCAGAGUGGGGAGCUGCCAUCUGAGAGGUGGAACCCUACCCAGAACGUCAGGACCAUCCUUCUGAGUGUGAUCUCUCUGCUGAAUGAGCCCAACACCUCCUCCCCGGCGAACGUGGACGCCUCCGUCAUGUACCGCAAGUGGAGGGACAGCAAGGACAAGGACAGAGAGUACGCCGAGAUCAUCAGGAAGCAGGUAUUGGCCACUAAGGCUGAAGCGGAGCGCGACGGGGUGAAGGUCCCCACGACACUGGCCGAAUACUGCGUCCGCACUCGCGCCCCGCCCCCCGACGAGGGCUCCGACCUCUUCUACGACGAUUACUAUGAUGACGAGGAUCUGGAGGAUGAGGACGAGGACGACUGCUGCUAUGAUGAAGACGACUCGGGUACGGAGGAGUCAUGACGCGGCCCACCUGGGAGCCUGGACGGUUGACACGUGCGCUCCCUGCACUCUCCUCCCAUAGGAGAGACUGUUCUGAAAGUACUACUUCACAUAUUUUAAACCUCUCACUUUUUCAAUCCUCAGAAUCCAAGCACACUGUCAUCUGUGCAAAGUCUGCACCUGUUAUUUACAGAAAGUAUUGACUAAAAUAGAGCUAAAAACAUGACAUGCUACCUUAUGACCCUGUUUGACUAUCUGGAAAAAACAGGUGUAAACAUUGCGCUGGUGAAAACACCUGGUAAAUCAGAUCUCUGAUAAGUUUUCCCUUCCUCAACUUGCCGCCGCCUCCUCGUUCACUCACACUUAUAGUCAGAUACUCUUUUGCCUGAACAGGCGACUGAAAACUUCUUCACCUGUCAUGGUGUCUUUGUGUGAGCGACACACCACUGAACAUACAGCAGAACUUAUUUAUCUCCAAGAUAAGGUUCUGUCUGGCUUCUCCUCCCUUACAUUUUUGUGCGAGGAAAACUGACUCUGUCAAGAUACUUUUUGCAACAUGGUGUUUCUGCAUGUCAGACAUCUUGGACGCAAUCAUAUGUGUCAGCAUACUGGUUUGUUUGAAUUUAGUAAAAUAAAUACUAUUGUGAUCAUGGAAACACCAAUGACUUCUGUCUGGGGGUUGAGCUAGAGUUGCGGCCCAAACCCAGUUUGAAUGUUUUAGCAUCGUUUCUACAACUUUUCGCUGGCCUGGCCGUAACUGUCUAAGGUGUUGUUUUGUUGUUUGAGAGUGGAGUGUGAGUGAUUCUAAAGCGCUCAAUGUAACGUUGUCGUGGCAACUUGGUUUUCCUGCAUCUGGAAGAAUUUUCUCAAGAGACCCACACCUUUCUCCUCAAGGUUCUCCUCUGCAAAGAAUGAUGGAGCACAAGUCUUUGGUGUAGCCCAACAACUGUAUGGAGAGGGGGAAAGUGCUUUAUGGGUUUAGCGUAAUGAUUUGCUGUUUUUAUUCUCCUCUCAUUGACAAUUAUUGGAUGUUGCAUUUAUUCUAAUUUGGCUUAAUUUAACUUUAACUCUCUCAGGAUAUUUAA
Coregonus clupeaformis (lake whitefish) is the source of this 2329-nucleotide messenger RNA. Its product is annotated as ubiquitin-conjugating enzyme E2 R1-like. Gene Ontology annotation, molecular function: ubiquitin conjugating enzyme activity. The record is from RefSeq and is a predicted model, not a curated record. Gene Ontology annotation, biological process: protein polyubiquitination; ubiquitin-dependent protein catabolic process. The coding region runs from base 546 to 1265 and encodes 239 amino acids. The transcript is spliced from 5 exons. Lineage: Eukaryota; Metazoa; Chordata; Actinopteri; Salmoniformes; Salmonidae.